Messenger RNA from Chanos chanos (milkfish), 1434 nucleotides. RefSeq names its product inhibitory synaptic factor 2Ab (gene insyn2ab). The record is from RefSeq and is a predicted model, not a curated record. The transcript has 3 exons. Gene Ontology annotation, cellular component: postsynaptic density. NCBI's taxonomy places the organism in Eukaryota, Metazoa, Chordata, Actinopteri, Gonorynchiformes, Chanidae. Bases 1 to 1434 code for a protein of 477 amino acids. Gene Ontology annotation, biological process: inhibitory postsynaptic potential.
AUGGUGAGUAAGGAGGCAGGGCGUUGCACUCUGUCUAACUCAGAGUCGGACUCAGAGUCAGGUCUGUCUGUGGGAGUGGAGCACCACGGCUGCCCUGGCCGUGGAGACACAGUGCGCAAACGUAACAAAGCCCUGCAGGUGCGUUUCAAGGAUAUCUGUGAGGCGCAGAAUGAAGCUGCAGCACGCCUAGCCCGCGGAUCGGGGGGGCGCUCCGCAUCCUGCAAGCUCACGCACAGGAGGUACAUGACCAUGCCCGCCCGACGCUCUAUCCCGAACGUCACCAGGAGCACGGCCGUACAAACCUCGCCAGACCUAAAGAAACGCUACCAGACGUUCCCCUUUGAACGAAAGAAAGGGCAUACCAUCAAACAUACGGCUCUGGUAGAGAACUACCCAGGCCAGAAUAAUGGAUUCCUGAGCGAUGUUAUGGGUAGUGGAGAAGUGAAGAAAUGUGAAGGGAGGGUUCAGCGGACUCGAGUGUUGUUACACACGCCUUGCUGCAGUGCUGUGCCUGACCUCAGCUCAGGCCCUAACUGCUCUGAUGGCAAAUCAUGUCCUGAUCCCUCAAGUGUGGGCAGGGAGAAGGACCAAUCAGAUGCCAAGGGAGAGGCAAUUUCUCAAGGAGGCAGGACCAAACACAAGGGAUUGCCCAAUGAGAAUGAGGCAGUCGUGGGGCAGGAGCCAAAUUCCAAGAGCUCCACCUCUGCCUCCUGCUCGGUGCAGCCCCUGCAGGACAGGGGCGAGAGGAGUUCAAAGAUCACGGGCCCUAUCGCUUGGACAUCCCUGACACAGGUUGAGUGUCCGGAGAGCCCAUCUGCACAGCGUAAGCGUGAGAAGGAUGGUUCCCAUCUGAACGGCACGCAGACACAGUCACAAUCACAGUCGCAGUCACAGACUCUCCCACGUUCAGCCGGCUGCUCCUCUCAAGCCCAUGUGCAGACUCAUUGCCACUCCAGACACACCGUUACUAUGGAUACUACAAAAGGGCCAGGGUGCACCGGAGGCAAGUCCAGGGUGGGGCAGGCCUGUCAGCAGGUAAUUCCUCUCCCAGGGGCGGAGGGAGAUGUGAAAGCUCAGCUCCAGGCGAUGGAGAACCUGAUCAGUUCCAGCCAGGAGACCAUCAAAGUCCUGCUGGGGGUCAUUCAGGAACUGGAGAAAGGAGAGGCCCAGAGGGAAGGGCUGUCUUAUCGAACAGGGCAGGACACAGCUAACUGCGACACGUGCCGUAACAGUGCCUGUAUCAUCUACAGUGUUGAGUUGGACUUUAAGCAGCAGGAGGAUAAGUUGCAGCCUCUAAUGAAGAGGCUGUGUCCAGCUGAGGAUUCCCCAUAUCCAUCUCUGCCUUACACCCAUGAGGUCUUUACCUCCACCCCCAAACGCAAGUCCAAAACAGAGGCCAAGAAGCAUGCUCGCUGGAAACUCUGGUUUCUGUGA